Hansenula ciferrii is the source of this 864-nucleotide messenger RNA. RefSeq names its product copper acquisition factor BIM1-like domain-containing protein. Bases 1 to 864 code for a protein of 287 amino acids. The record is from RefSeq and is a predicted model, not a curated record. The transcript has a single exon. Lineage: Eukaryota; Fungi; Ascomycota; Saccharomycetes; Phaffomycetales; Wickerhamomycetaceae.
AUGAAACUCUCAUCAACUAUUAUUACAACUUUUUUAGCCACAGGUUUAGUACAAGCUAGUCCAAAAGCUAUUCCAGGUCCAUCUCCAUUAAAACAUGGUUCUUCAUAUGCUAAUUCUAUGGGUCCAUUAACAUUUUUAUAUCCAGAAACAAGACAAUGGAAUGCUGAUAAUGAUAAUACUGCACCAUGUGGUUCAAGUGCACAAAUUCAAAAUAGAUCAGAAUUCCCAUUAGAUGAUGGAUUUAUUGCAUUUAUUGCUAAAUAUAUUUCAACAAAAGUUAAAUUAUCAAUAUCUUAUAAUGAAAAUCCAACUACACAAGAUGAUUUUGAUGAAUGGUAUAAUGGUAAUGUUUCAGAUGAAUUACAUAUUGGUCAUACUUGUUUCUUUAUGCCAGAUCAACCAAAUUCAAUUAAUGAAGGUGAUGUUGCCACAAUUCAAGUUAUUUAUCAAAAUGAUGAUGAUGAAGAUCAAGCAAAUUCAGAUGGUUCACCAAGACAACAAGAUUUUAAUGAAACUUAUUAUGCAUGUGCUGAUAUUAAAUUUGUUGAAAAAUCAGUUUUUGAAGUUAGUGAUUUAGCAUUCAGUUGUUUUAAUGCAACAAAUGAUGAUUAUUAUGCAGAAUCUGAUAUUGAUACUGCUUCAAGUGUUGCAACUUAUGAUUCAUCUCAAGUUUCAGAAGCUCAAUCUGUUCAAAGAACUGCUUCUCAAGAAUCAUCUGGAGCAUCCUCAGCAACAGCUUCAUCAUCAUUAUCAUCGUCAUCAUCAUCUUCUUCAUCUGCUGGUGCUGCUGCUCUUGGUGCUGUUUUGAGUAAUCCAGUUGUUGGUUUCACAGGUGUUUUAGCCAUCUUUGCAGCACUGUUAUAA